AUGGCGAAGCAAGGGAUGAAGCUUUCCAGUCAAGACUCCAAGCCCUUAUCAUCUCUUAUAAAUGCCAGACUCAUGACCUGCUACAUUAGUCGGAAGGCCGAUCUGCCAUUAUCUAAGUUGUGUGUAGUUAGGGCCAGAAAUCAAUCGGGGCAGCCGCCAGCGCACCUCUCGAAGCAGACUUGGGCACUAAAAAUGCACGAUGCCGUGGCCUAA
Pseudocercospora fijiensis CIRAD86 is the source of this 213-nucleotide messenger RNA. RefSeq lists its product as uncharacterized. The coding region runs from base 1 to 213 and encodes 70 amino acids. Lineage: Eukaryota; Fungi; Ascomycota; Dothideomycetes; Mycosphaerellales; Mycosphaerellaceae. The transcript is spliced from 5 exons. The record is from RefSeq and is a predicted model, not a curated record.